Molecule: messenger RNA, 5271 nt
Organism: Gopherus evgoodei (Goodes thornscrub tortoise)
Lineage: Eukaryota; Metazoa; Chordata; Testudines; Testudinidae
Gene: CSRNP2
Product: cysteine and serine rich nuclear protein 2
Exons: 5
Coding region: 186-1766 (526 amino acids)
Biological process (GO): regulation of transcription by RNA polymerase II
Cellular component (GO): nucleus
Molecular function (GO): DNA-binding transcription factor activity, RNA polymerase II-specific; sequence-specific DNA binding
Source: RefSeq, a predicted model, not a curated record
CGCCCGGGAGCCCGGGCCUCGCCCUGCAGCCCCGGCCCGCUCGGCGGGGAGGAGGGAGCGGCGGGGAGGGACCCGCAGCCGGUACCCACUGAGGCUCCACGAUAGCCCUGGGGCUGGUGGUGGAAUUCUUGCAGCUGAUUUCUCCUUUUUUAUGCUCUUUGGCUCUCCAUGUGAGCCAGAGACAAAUGGAUGCGAUCGCCAGCGGCAACCUUAAGAGGAAGUUUGAAGAUGUGGAUGUGGGCUCGCCCGUCUCCAACUCGGACGAUGAGAUCUCCAACAGCGACAGCGCCGACAGCUGCGAUAGCCUCAACCCCCCAAGCAGCAUGGGCUUCAUACCCACAUCCAUCCUGAAGAGGCAGAAGCAGUUGCGCCGGAAGAAUGUGCGUUUCGACCAGGUGACUGUGUACUAUUUCGCCCGACGCCAGGGCUUCACCAGUGUGCCCAGCCAAGGGGGCAGCUCCCUGGGCAUGGCCCAGCGCCACAACUCCGUCCGCAGGUACACGCUGUGCGAGUUCGCCCAGGAGCAGGAAGUGAAUCAUCGGGAGAUCCUCCGGGAGCACCUCAAGGAGGAGAAACUCCAUGCCAAGAAAAUGAAGCUGACCAAGAAUGGCACAGUGGAGUCAGAGGAGGCAGAUGGCCUGACCCUGGAGGACGUGUCAGACGACGACAUAGAUGUGGAGAACGUGGAAGUGGAUGACUAUUUCUUUCUGCAGCCACUGCCCACCAAGCGGCGCCGAGCCCUGCUCCGGGCCUCAGGGGUUCACCGCAUCGAUGCUGAGGAGAAGCAGGAACUGCGCGCCAUCCGGCUGUCGCGAGAGGAAUGCGGCUGCGACUGCCGCCUGUACUGCGACCCCGAAGCCUGCGCUUGCAGCCAAGCUGGAAUUAAGUGCCAGGUGGAUCGCAUGUCCUUCCCGUGUGGCUGCUCCAGGGACGGCUGUGGGAACAUGGCCGGGCGAAUAGAAUUUAAUCCCAUCCGGGUGCGGACUCACUAUCUCCACACCAUCAUGAAGCUGGAGCUGGAGAACAAGCGGCAGGUGAGCCGGCCCCAGGCCUUGGAGGAGGAGUCUCUGCACAGCUCCGGCAACGACUGGCUGGGAACGCAGCCCUCGGAGACGCAAGACUUCCAGGAGUUCAUGGCAGAGAACGAGACAGCUGUCAUGCACCUGCAGACAGCGGAGGAGCUGGAGAGGCUGAAGGCUGAGGAAGACUCCAGUGGCGCCAACAUAGAGAGCUUAGGAGUGUGCAUCCUUGAGGAGCCUCUGGCUGUGCCUGAGGGGCUGUGUCCAGGCCUACCCACGCCUAUCCUCAUUCAAGCCCAGCUCCCUCCGGGCUCGUCUGUUCUGUGCUUCGCAGACAGCACCGAGCAGGCAGCCUCGGCUGGGGGCGACCAAUCCUACUUGAACAAUGGGCCGGUGGUGUACUACCAGGUGGACCAAAGGUCCGUGCUGGGGGUGAAGGGGGAGAGUGGCACGGAGGAGUCGGAGAUGCCCUCUCCUUACACGAAUGAGAAGGAUCUGAGCAUCUUCUCCGUCCCCAUGGCCUCGCUGAUGCCUUGCAGCAGAGCCGUGGCCCCAAGCAAGACGGAGACAGGGAAAGUAGCCGCCUUGUCUCUGGAGCCCUCCCCACCCCACGAGAGCUGCAGGGCAGCCGCAGCUCCUCCGUUCCGUACAAACGCUCCGUCGUCUGGACUGGAGCAGGCCCUGGAGAGUGUGUGUGAGCUGCCUUCCCCGGAGGAGCACUCCCUGGGGCCCGCCCUGGCUGUGUGACCCAGCCCCUGGCCCCUCCAGGAGCUUUAACUGAUGUCUAUUUAUUGACAGAUAUUUUAUCAAGUGGCAGUUGCCGCUGAGGAUUAUUUAACUGGUAUCGGGGGUGGGAGCCAGGCUGCUUUGUAUGAUUUCAAAGGAAACCAAUUAAACCAAGCGCUUGUGGUAGCCUCUUGAGAGGCUCCCUCUUCCGAGAGGGUGGGGCACCACAUCUAACACUGGAGGUGCUGCUCUAUGUGCCAGAUGAGGGAGGAGGCUCAGCUGAGCUCCCUCCCAUUUGUGGAACUGGGUGUCUCUCCCCCCCCUCCACCCCCCCGGGACCAUCCUAUGUGAAUCUGUGUCUGUCUCCUAUAAGCAAUAGUGCGAAGCUGCCUCUUGUUCCUCCCCUUCGAGCACCGGACUUGGCCUGCAGGGCAGCAGGGACGUCUUUCCGUGGUUGCUUCCUCCCCCCCGUGAUAUCGAAUGUGUUUGUGUGGCAGAGUCUCCAUCCUGCUUCUCCUCCCAGGUGAAACUGACAACAUUCCUACCGUGCCGUCUGCUUCAGCACUUGCCCUUGGAACCUCCUGUCUGAACCCCACCCCAGCAGCAGAACAGCCUGGGCUCUCCGCGCUCUCCCCUGGUAGCUGCCACCCGUACCCUACCCCAGAGAGAUGGCUUUCUGUGGAUCAGUCAUCCUCCACGACUGGUUACGUUUCCUCUUUCGGCAUGCAGCCAUUUUACAAACCAACACCCAGCUUAGAGUCUCCUGCUCGGCAGUAACUUUGUCCUGGCCUCCCCGACUUUUUUUUUUUUUUUAAUGUGCUGAAUGUUUACUGGGUCAUUCUGUGACCCAUUGCCUGUAACUGACACUACAGUCCCUGUGCUGGGCUGUGGCAAACCCCUCUGGGAGCUCCCUCUUUGGACCUGGGCUCCUCCAACGGAAUUGCUCUUCUCUGUGGACGUAUGAACGUUGGAUGGUAAAGACUGGUAACCUGGUGGAGAUGGGGGGGGGGGGUGCUACCUACCUGUUUCCUAAUCAUGUCAAUGUUUUCUGUUUUAAUUGCACAGGAAGUGGAGUGAGAGGGGGAGGACCAAGAACAUGAUCCAUGUGCUCAUCUAAAAAAAAGGUUCCUGCCACCCAGUCACUUAAUAGCAAUCCUCUGUCCUGGCUCAGUCUGAACUGGAGGGCAAGAGGGUUGUAUGCAAUGGAAUUGCAGCCCUGGGUGACUGAGUGAGCAGCAAAUCUUUCAGUCGCUGGAAGAAAUUGGCCCUUUCCCUACUAGGGCUGUCUGUGAAUUCAGCAGAGAUUGCAAAGGUGCAAUAUGUUGGUGGCAGAGAAGGUGCUUGUGCUCUGGGCUUGCAUCCCAGCCUGGUGCAGGGAGGCACAUCAUCAUCAUUCUAAUAAGCCCCAGCAUUUCCCCCAGACUCAGGGGAAAAGACUAAAUCUUCUCAAAACUGCCACAAUUUUCUGUCCUAACAGCCCAUCAACCCUGCCUUCCAGGCAGGUAGCAAAAGCACUUUUCUCCCUAAACUCACAGGCAUCUUUCCUUCUGUGAUGAUAAGCUGGUACAGACCCCUUCCUGAGUCCCCUCAUUCUCUUGGCCCAAGGAGAACCCAGCUGUAUUUCUCUGCACUGUACUUUCUAAAGGGCCAGGACCCAGCACAACUGCAGCACAAAACUUCUGCGGAGAGCAGAAAUACCUUCCCCUUCUCUUUCAGAUGCCUGGAGCCUGCCAGGCUCCCACAACAAUCUUGUCCAUGUCACUCUGUUCCAUUACAGAUUUCUUAAGAGUGCUGGAAGGAUACGAAGUAGUCAGUGGUGGGUUGGCUACAUGUUAACACCUUGCUGGAUCUCUAGGUGAACAGGGCUUGGGCGCCUACUGUGUUUUGGUGACUGGUAUUUAAAAUCCACUUGCUGCCUGACUUUUUUUUUUUUUUUUUUCCUGGUGCAGCGAACGUUGUGUCAGCAAACUAGCUUUUCCUCUCUGGUUUAGACUGUGAACCUCCUCUGGCCUCAGUGUCCAUGUAUCCUUAAACAUCAGCCACGCAGUCCCCUCGCCUGCCUGCUGGGGCUAUGAGCACAACCCCAUCACCAUGACUGUGAGAAAUGGACAAGAACAGCUCACACUGGUGCAGGUGCUGAUGUUUCUUCUCUCCCUGGUUUGUUACUAGGGGAAGGGCACAAAUGAAAUCACUAAAUUCUCUAUUUCCAAAUUCCACACUCUGAGCUAUAAAGUUGGGUGCUGUAGAAUAGAUGGAGCUGGCCGGCCCACCCCCAGGGCAGCUGUCCUUUCAAAAGUGGGUCCCUAACCAGGCUGCUGAAUCUUGCACUUGGUGCCCCACAGCUGGGCAUCUCCUGUAGACAGCCAAAACACUGCCCUCCCCCCAUUUUUGUUGCCUUAAUUCCACAGCCAAUCCCCUUCCUCUGGGACAGCAAGGCUUUAAAAGUCAUUCUUGCAGUAGGAGAGCUGCUGAGCGCUCUGAGCUUCACCCCUUGGCUGACCUGUACCCAGCAGAGUCAGGAAUGAACCAUUCACACCUUUUCCUGGUAGAUCCCUUUGAAGCCUUUAGCGGGGAGAAUUCCCCCUCCCCCCCCAGCAUUCCAAGAUGGUGCUGCCAGUGAGUAGGAGGAGGUUAGUUGAACCCACAGGUAAAGACUAAAGCUCUUCUCACUCCCCAGGCCCCCAUGGAAUAAUCGUCACCUGUGCCAGGAGGAGGAGAACUCCCUCUGCUUCACACAACUGGCUGUGUGUGUUGCUCAGGUGUUGAGUAACUGUGGAUUGGCCAUUUGCCAGCCUGACUCCUGCAUGUAUCUGUAAGGGCUUUGGACAUGUCGUCUGCUCCUAGGAGAAGCAGGGCAGCUCUCCUCUGCGAGGGAGAGAGAGAGUGGUUCUGCCUGGUGACAUUGAAUAGGUAAAAUCUUUGAUACUAAAGUUCCCUUCUUGGUUUGUAUCCAAACCCUUUGUUACAGAAGCAAAUGAAACUAGGCUGGGGCCUUCUGGUGAUGUGGAAAUACAGAGGAUGACCAGAGGCUGGACUGCUUUAAAUGAAACUACAGAAGCAGCCUAGGGCAGCAGUUCGGAUGGGGGCUCUGGCGCUAAGCAAAGAACUAAUAGGAUUUAUUCUAUUUUUACAAAGAUAACUAAUGAACGUGCAUUUUGGCCUUUUCCCUCCCCCCUUCCCCCCCCACACUUUGUGACACUAAUGCUGGUACUGCACUGUCUCCUCCUCAACCACUUCUGUUAGCCAUGUCGUAAACCCAACAGCCCAUCUCACUUCUGGUGCUAUUGAGCUGUUGCCUGUUCCCAAGCGGAGACAUUUUGGUUCUAGCCCCUGCUCCUCUUUGGAUUUAAAUAGUGACUUUUCCAGUCUCCUCUCACACACUGUAUACAGGUGGGAUUUUCAGUGUGAAUCCAAAGCUUGUCAGGUCCUCUGCAUUUUUUUUGACCUUUUAGGUUCUUUUCAUUGUGAUAACGCUGUAUUUAAAGAGAAUAUUUAAGUGUAAAAAUAAAUAAAUGCUCAAACUUGC